CCACACUACAUCAGCCAAUUGAUCGAAGAGAGAAAGAUUUGAAGUAGGAAAACAUGAGUGAAAAAGUAGUAUAUAUCCUUGCUCUCUUCAUUGCCAUCUUCUUGGCCACAUCUAAAGAAGCAGCUUCAAGAGAUGUUUCAACAGAGCCUCACAUUGACACGUCUUUCCAUACCAAUGCCAACCACCAGCAACAGCAGAUUGGGGCGAGCAAAUGUUCAUACACAGUGAGUAUAAAAACAAGUUGUUCCUCAGUCAAGUACACCAGAGAUAAAAUCAGCCUUUCAUUUGGUGAUGCUUACAGCAUUGAGGUGUAUGCACCAAGACUGGAUGAUCCACAGUCUAAGACAUUCGAGAGAUGCUCAAAGGACACAUUCGAGAUAGAGGGACCUUGCAUGUAUGACAUCUGCUAUCUCUAUCUGUACCGGGAUGGAACGGACGGCUGGAAACCUGAGACUGUCACGGUAUCCAGUCCGAAGCACAGGUCUAUUACCUUUAAAUACAACCGAUUUGUGCCCCGCGGAGUGUGGUAUGGUUUUAAUGAGUGUAACAGUGUGUCUACUGUGGCUUGAAAUGAAGGAGAGAACAAAGAGAGCUGAGGACUAGUAUAUUUUCACAAUAAUGAUACCAUGAGCAUGCAUAGUAAUUAGGGAAACUAAGAACGUGAAAACACAUUUGAGUAUGUGUUGU
Messenger RNA from Cuscuta epithymum, 687 nucleotides. The record is from the annotation of a GenBank genome assembly. NCBI's taxonomy places the organism in Eukaryota, Viridiplantae, Streptophyta, Magnoliopsida, Solanales, Convolvulaceae.